UUUAUCAUUGAGUUUGAAAAUAAUUCAAAAAGCAGAUGGGUCUCUCUUAAAGGGAUUUAAAAUUGAAUUUGGGAUACAAUACCCAAAUAAAUAUAUUCCUUCCUUCGUCUUCUUCUUUUACAUUUCUCUGAUACAACGGUCAUUUCUAUAGAAUGCUGAUAGUGAAACCCUACAUCUGCAGAACCCAGGGUUCCUUCUCAAUUUCAGAUCACCCUCAUCCAUUUUCAAUUUCCUCAAUCCGCUUCAAUUCUCACAUUCUCAAUCCUAUUUCGUUUCGCUUUUCACAAUUCCACCCAUCUCUCACAAUCGCAUGCGUUAAAAGGCGUGAUUGGUCUCAAGCAUCCAAUCGAACAAUUCUUCAACUGGCUUCUGCAGUCGCGUUCAAUCUCAAGAUCUUACCUGAGCCUUUCAAUUCCAUUGCAGGCGAAAUCGCACGCAGCGAUAUCAAUACUCUGAGUCGCCUUGUAGGUGGCGGUAGAAGGAGAAUGACUGGAAAAUGGAGGGCGAGAAAGAAGGAGUCGGGAUUUCAUUGAUUCAGUUGUGCUUAGGAAAGAAAGCGGUGAAAGAAUGGUUUUUAGGGUUUUUAUUUGGAAUGGUUUUGAUUUUGAGUUCAAAAUUGAGGAAAGAGGACAUGAAAUUUUGGAUUCACAAACUCUCCUCUCUUCCUGUUAGUGUAAUUGCAACCAGAAAGAGAAGUAGAAACAGAUAUUGGGGAAUAUUCAAAUGAGUGAAUAGUUGCAUCAAUGUAAAAAAUUAUUCGACUGUGAAAAUAAGGGAAUUAUUUGUUCAUUUAUCA
Messenger RNA from Vigna radiata var. radiata (mung bean), 796 nucleotides. RefSeq lists its product as uncharacterized. The coding region runs from base 153 to 533 and encodes 126 amino acids. NCBI's taxonomy places the organism in Eukaryota, Viridiplantae, Streptophyta, Magnoliopsida, Fabales, Fabaceae. The transcript has 2 exons. The record is from RefSeq and is a predicted model, not a curated record.